UUGGGAUGCCUUGCGCUGGAUCAUAUUCGAGCGGAUAAUCUGGGACAAAAUCCAUCUGUUAGCAGAUAAAUCGUGUAAUUCUGAAAAUAGUACACGAGAUGAUUGGCAAGGGAAGCUCCAAAGACGUGCCUGGGCGAGCAGUGUUCUCCAGAGCGUGCAGCAUUUCUGUGAUUCCGAUAGAAUGGCUGCUGUACCCCCCGAAUAUAAGUCAAAGGCAGCGGUUAGUCUUCUUCGACUCAGCCAUUGGAACAACGUGUCCUACGACGACAGUCGAAAGUUGAUCGAAAUAGCACUGAAUAAAUUCGGAGGAACGGAUCAACUCAUAGAUGAACUCUUGAUUCGUCCCGAGGCCAUCAAAGAUAUCGUUCCAUUACCAGUCUCGGGUGGCGGCUCUGCUGUUAUUCACCGUGGGACAUGUCGUAUUUAUGGCGAGACCAAGACCGUUUCUGUCAAGAGGUUCCAGUCUCGUUGGGACGAGAAAUUUGCGCUUGAGGCGUGGACCUGGCGCGAAAUGUGUCGUACUGGUUCAGAUUAUAUUGUUCCAUUUCUUGGUGCACUUGAUAUUAAGACCAAGCCAGAAUGGGUACAGCAACUGUUCGAGUCGCAGUCAGGUGGAUCAUCUCCUUUGGGAGCAUCUGAAAUAUGGCUCGUCAGCGAGUGGAUGCCUCAUGGCACUCUUUUAAAUUACAUUUCUCAGCAGUCUAUAAACGCUCACGGGAAAGCCCUCUUGGUAUCCCAAGUAGCGAGCGCAAUUGCUUGGAUACAUUCGCACGGUGUUGCACAUGGAGACAUUAAAGCUAACAUACUUGUUGAUGAAAGGAAGAAGGCUCGCCUUGCGGACUUCGGGAUCUCCUCAUUCAUUGAUAACGAAUCCUAUUGCUAUAGUGGAGAGGACCACGGCUCAGCUGUUGGUACGACAAGGUGGAUGGCGCCAGAACGGCUGAUUCCCCAGGAUUUCCAUCUACCAAGCGCACGCCCUACACUUGAGAGCGACGUAUAUUCAUUUGCGAUGCUCAUAUGCCAGUUGUACACGGGACGACCUCCUCUAGACAAAAUUCCGAAUGAUUUUGCCUUCAUAAAUCGGGUAGUACGUCGAAAACAACGUCCCGAUCGGCCGUCAGAUAUCUAUGAUGAAUUGUGGGCUGUGGUGACGCGAUGUUGGUCUCAUGAACCAAGCGAUAGACCAACAAUGGAGAGUUUGAAUCGUGAAAUCAAAAGAUUUAUACGAGGGAAAACUACGUCUGCCCAGGGUCAGGGAGGCCACCGCGGAGUUGCGUCGUGAAGACCAGAAAAUUCUUGUUUUCUUGCUUUGGUACAAUCGUGUAUUCGAAAGUAGCUUUCAAUUUCAUCACUGUAGCUUCUGGGAUCGAAAC
Desarmillaria tabescens is the source of this 1373-nucleotide messenger RNA. RefSeq names its product kinase-like domain-containing protein. The record is from RefSeq and is a predicted model, not a curated record. Gene Ontology annotation, molecular function: protein kinase activity; ATP binding. The transcript has 8 exons. Gene Ontology annotation, cellular component: cytoplasm. Bases 182 to 1282 code for a protein of 366 amino acids. NCBI's taxonomy places the organism in Eukaryota, Fungi, Basidiomycota, Agaricomycetes, Agaricales, Physalacriaceae. Gene Ontology annotation, biological process: signal transduction; protein phosphorylation.